UGUGUGCAGGAGUCUCCAGGAUAAAUAGGAGGCUCCCUACGCUGGGCGACGCUGGGAGCCCGCUGGCUGCCGCCCGGGGUGUUUCCCUGCCCUGUAGCCAAGGGUGCCAGCCGCAGGAGUAGUUUCGCUUCCUACUGGCUCCUGGAUUAGUUUCCAAGCACCCUCUCGGUGCCGGGGGGGCCAGGGAAGGGGCACGAAGAAGGAGGGAGACACGCAUAGGGGCUGCUCUGCCCCGCACAGCGCAGUUGAUGGACCCGGCCGCCCUGGACAGGGGCACCAGCUCCCGGUCCCUGCUCCUGGCCCUUGCCCUGGGUCUUGUGAUUCUCCACUGCGUGACUGCAGAUAGAAAUACUACAAGAAGACCCGAAACCAAUGGCUCUCUCUGUGGGGAUCCUGGGGAGAACUGUGCAGAAACUCUUCUGCAUAGUCCAUAUAUCACCAAGCCGUUAGCUCAGGGAGUUUUGCAUGAACAAGUCCCAGCUUGGUUAAAGGCAUUCAUAACUGCAGUCACAGACCCAGGCAUUUUGCUGCUGUUCAGGUGUGAGAAAGGCUACUUUGGGGCGCGGUGUGAGCGAGUGGACUUGUUUUACCUCCAGCAAGACAGAGGACAGGUUCUGGUGAUUUGUUUGAUAGCAGUUAUGGUGGUAUUUAUCAUUCUGGUCAUUGGUGUCUGCACCUGCUGUCAUCCUCUUCGGAAACAUCGUAAAAGAAAGAAAGAAGAAAGAAUGCAAACUCUGGGUAAAGACAAAACUCCCAUAAGUGAAGAUAUUCAGGAGACUAAUAUUGCAUAAUGGUUAUCAAGUGAUCCCUGGUGGGCAAGCUAAAAAGUGCCUUAUUCAUUUGAAAAUGGACAGAAUAUGUCUCAGGAAAACAGCUAGUAGAAAUGAAUUCUUAAUUAUUUUGUAUUUACUUUUUGUUUUUAUUUGUAACUUUGUCUUGUUUAUUAUUGUUUUAAUAAUGAUAUUUUUAUUGUAGUCCAAUAAUUGGGAAAAAAGACCUGUUUAAGUUUCAACAGAAAGAAAGGAUAUUUCAAUAAACUUUCUCUUAAGCUCUGCUACCAGGAUUGUUAAUCAAAUAAAAGAGAAAAGGUGGGGAACAAUUUAGAUCUUAAGAACUGAAGCAUCAGUUUUGUAGACUUACAAUACGCUAAGAGUUUGAAAUAUAUUAUUUCAUUUAAUCCUUUCAUCAAUAUUUGAAAUACAGAUUUUGGUCCUCAUUCCCACAUAUGGAAAGAGGAUGAAAGAAGUUAGAUAAUAGAACUUAAAUUUAGAGAUAUAGGAAUUGAUGGAGAUGGAGUAGAACCAAGAUCAACCCAGAUUCAAAGCUGGUCCUCCAAACUACCGUUUUUGUUCACUUGGCUUUCUAUAAUCCAAAUCAGUAAUAUAAUCCAAGAUUCCCUAUGAACUGUGCUUUGCUGUAGUUCUGAGAUGUUAAGGAAAUUUUCUUGCAGAAUGCAGAGUCUUGGCCAGUGUUGAUGUUAGCAUCAUGCUUUCUGUAGAGUUGAUUUUCUUAUAUUUCUUUGCUCUUUUAUGAAGUUUCAGUGCCAUGAGUAAAUAACUACAUUACUAAAACAAACAGAUUUGCCCCACAGCAAUAGUGAUGAAUAGAGGUGGAAAAGUAAAUGCCCAGUAUUCUUUAAACUCCAGAUAGGUAGUUAUGCUCAAUAAAGUAUAAAUAAUAGCACUGCAAGAGGCUGAGAUUGGUGGUGGCACAGCAGACUCUGUGAGACCAUAUGUGACCAUAGCCUCAUUUCCUUGUUCUAGUCAAAGCAUGCAUUACUGUUGUUAGGUGAAUUUGGGUGCAAUGGAAUCAUGACUGUCACAUCUAUUAUUUGAACCAUUUCCCAUAUAUUCCUUCAACUCUAUGUUAUAUUUAAUAGAAACAUGAAAAAGUGAAAUUUAUAUUUAGCCAAUAUUCUGUAGAACAUGGAACUUCUAUAUUUAUUAAAUGGAUCAUUUACAAAAGCCAAGGGGAAGAUAUCUCACAGACUGUUGCACUUCCCAUGUAUCAGAGCUGUCGUAAAUUUUAUUUUGUAAUAUAGAGUCCAUAGAUUCAAACAAAAGCUUAAACUUUGCAUAGCAUAGUGUUUUGAAUGAGACUGGGGUUUUACUAAUGUAGAAAUAGCUCCCCUAUGAAUAACAGCUAAGUCAAACCACUGACAAUUUUCAAAAUACAUUUUGUUUUCUUGUGACUCAAUGGCCAUGCUUGAAAUAGGACUACAUAAAACAAACUCAUGUUGCAUGUGUUUUAUUUUAUAAAGUCUCCUUUGGCUCAUGUAUGUCUUUUCUUCAGUCUUCUUUGAUACUAAAAAAGCUUCAAACAAAUGAUUAGAACAGGACCACCAAUGCUGUAAUUGUCUUAACAUAGUUUGACUCUGGGAAUUUCAUUUUUAUCUGAAGUUUUUCAUGGUGUCUCUUAAAGUUCUGAUGUCAAGAAAGAAUC
Nannospalax galili (Upper Galilee mountains blind mole rat) is the source of this 2442-nucleotide messenger RNA. RefSeq names its product betacellulin (gene Btc). The transcript has 6 exons. The coding region runs from base 249 to 791 and encodes 180 amino acids. Gene Ontology annotation, biological process: positive regulation of mitotic nuclear division; epidermal growth factor receptor signaling pathway; positive regulation of cell population proliferation. Lineage: Eukaryota; Metazoa; Chordata; Mammalia; Rodentia; Spalacidae. The record is from RefSeq and is a predicted model, not a curated record.